AUGGCACAAACAGAAAAGCGACCUCUCCCCGCCUCAGAAGUGCACACUAUUUUGAAGAAAAUCUCAGCUGACGAUGUAAACACUCUUGGACUCUCAGAUGAUUUUGCACAGCCUGACUGGAUGGUCCUAACAGUUUUACCUGUGCCGCCGCCCCAGGUGCGUCCCGGUGUGACCGAGUUCGGCAGUGGUAUGGGGCAAGAUGACUUGACUUAUAAACUGGCGGAUAUCAUCAAAGCAAGCAGCAAUCUUCGUCGUAUGGAACAAGAGGGUGCACCUGCACACAUUUUGAAUGAUUUUGCUGACUUGUUGCAAUAUCACACGGCGACAUACAUGGAUAACGACAUUGCAGGACUGCCGCAGUCCCUGCAAUCAUCAGGUCGUCCGGUCAAGGCUAUACGUGCACGUUUGAAAGGAAAGGAAGGGCGACUGCGUGGUAACUUGAUGGGAAAACGUGUCGACUUUUCAGCUCGCACAGUCAUUACCGGUGAUCCCAAUCUUGAGCUCGAUCAAGUUGGCGUCCCCAAGAGUAUAGCGCGCAACUUAACUUAUCCUGAACGAGUGACACCCUACAACCGUGCUUAUUUAUCCGAUUUGGUUCGAAACGGUCCGAACGAAUACCCUGGUGCUCGCUAUGUCAUUCGAGACACUGGCGAACGUAUUGAUCUAAAGUAUAACCGACGUGGCGACAUUGCACUGCAAGCCGGCUGGAUUGUUGAGCGACAUCUUCGGGAUGGUGAUUAUGUGCUUUUCAAUCGCCAACCUAGUUUGCAUAAAAUGAGUAUGAUGGCUCACCGUGUGAAACUUAUGGACUACUCGACGUUCAGACUUAAUUUGAGCGUGACGCCCCCCUAUAAUGCUGACUUUGAUGGUGAUGAAAUGAACUUGCACGUUCCACAAAGCGAAGAAGCUCGUGCUGAGUUAGCGCAGAUCGCAUGGGUACCGCGUCAGAUUGUAUCGCCCCAAGCGAACAAGCCGGUCAUGGGCAUCGUACAAGAUACGCUCUGUGGUGUCCGAAAGUUCACCCUUCGUGACUGUCUGAUGGAUUAUGAUCAAGUCCAAAAUAUUUUGAUGUGGUUGCCUGGUUGGGAUGGAAUCGUGCCUCAGCCAUGUAUUCUGAAACCAAAGCCAUACUGGUCUGGCAAGCAACUUCUGUCUUUGUGCAUUCCGAAGGGCAUUAAUGUUUUCUUAGGGGAUGCCAAAGCAGCUAGCAAUAACUUUGUGAAGGAUGAUGGUGUUCAUAUUGAAAAUGGUGAGAUCAUGUAUGGUGUCAUCAACAAAAAGGUUGUUGGCUCGACUGCGGGUGGUUUAAUUCACAUCAUCUUCCGGGAGCGCGGGCCGGUUGUUUGUCGUGACUUUUUCAGCGGUGUACAGCGCGUUGUGAACUACUGGCUUCUGCACAAUGGAUUCUCCAUCGGUAUUGGCGAUACUGUUCCUGACAAAGCAACGACAGUAAACAUCAACGAGACAAUCGCCAAGGCCAAGUCUGAUGUAAUGAAUCUCAUUCAGGCAGCUCGCCAUGACUGGCUCAAGGCUGAUCCCGGUAUGACGUUGCGUGAAUCAUUUGAAGCAAACGUCAACCGUAUUCUCAACAAAGCCCGUGAUGACGUUGGUUCUCAUGCAGAGCAGAAUUUACCUGACUGGAAUAAUGUGAAACAGAUGGUAAUUGCUGGUUCAAAAGGAUCAUUCAUCAACAUUUCACAAAUGUCUGCCUGUGUCGGUCAACAGUCGGUUGAAGGCAAGCGGAUCCCAUUUGGCUUCAGACACCGCAGCUUGCCGCAUUUCACUAAAGAUGACUACACGCCAGAAAGCCGAGGAUUCGUUGAGAAUUCAUAUCUCCGUGGGUUGACAGCACAUGAAUUUUUCUUUCACGCCAUGGCUGGUCGAGAGGGUUUGAUUGACACUGCUGUGAAGACGGCAGAAACCGGUUACAUCCAGCGUCGUUUGGUCAAAGCUCUAGAAGAUGUGACUAUUUGUUACGACGGCACUGUGCGUAAUUCUACCAAUAAUGUUAUUGAGUUUGCCUACGGUGAAGAUGGCAUUGAUGGUGCGAUGGUCGAACGACAAAAACUGAUCACACAUGGCUUGAAUGACAAAGAAUUCCGACGCCGAUUUAAGGUCGAGUUAAGUCGUGGUGGAUUCAAAAAGGGCACUUUACGGGCAGGCUUAGGUGAUUGGUCGCCUGAACUGGAGCAGUUGCUUGAAGGAGAAUUUGAACAGCUUGAAGCUGACCGAAAAACCCUUAGAACCGAAGUGUUCCAAACUGACCGUGUGGAUACAUACCUGCCAUUAAAUAUCGCUCGCCUCGUCCUAAAUGCGCAGCAAAUUUUCCACAUUGAUCCUCGCAAACCGAGCGACUUGUCACCAUUUGAAAUCGUUGACGGGUUAAAGCGUGUGCUUAACAAUCUACUGGUUGUUCGUGGUGACGACAAAAUCAGUCGCGUCAUGCAGGAGAAUGCAACUCUCUUGUUCAAAAUUCACUUGCGCUCAUUCCUAUGCUCUAAACAAGUAAUUGAGGUUCACCAUCUCACACGUGAAGCGUGGGAAUGGGUUUUGGGAGAAAUCGAAGGUCAAUUCGCUCGCAGUGUUGCUCAGCCGGGUGAGAUGUGCGGAACACUUGCUGCUCAAAGCAUUGGUGAGCCAGCAACGCAGAUGACUCUGAACACAUUCCAUUACGCCGGUGUGUCGAGUAAGAAUGUGACGCUGGGUGUGCCACGAUUGAAGGAGAUCAUCAACUGCGCCGAAAACAUCAAGACCCCUUCGGUAACAGUGUAUUUGCACCCUAAAUAUAGUGCAUCGUCUGAAUCUGCAAAAAUCAUUCAGACGGCACUCGCGUACACAACGUUACAGACAGUAACAUCAGCAGUCGAAGUAUUCUACGACCCCGAUCCCAGUUCCACAGUGAUCCCAGAGGAUCGUGACUUUGUCGAUGCAUUCUUUGCUAUCCCUGAUGAAGAAGUGGAAGCCAGUCUGGAGCGACAGUCGCCUUGGCUCUUACGUCUCGUUCUUGAUCGUGCACAAAUGCUCGACAAAAAUUUGACGAUGGCCGAGGUAGCGUCGAAAAUUGGUGCCAUGUUUGGUCGCGAUAUUUUUGUUAUGCAUUCUGAAGACAAUGCUGAAGAGCUCGUGUUGCGAAUUCGUAUUGUUGAUAAUGAUCCAGACAAGGAAGUUCAGGGUGAAGAAGACGUAUUCUUGAAGAGUCUGGCGCAACAAAUGCUCACUGAUAUUGCGUUGAAGGGUGUUCCUGGAAUCUCGAAAGUUUUUAUUGUAAAGCAAGACAAAAUUACUCGGCGUUUCGACCCUGAGACGGGUGAAUGGGACAGCUUGAAGGAAUAUGUGCUGGAAACAGACGGUACCAACUUGAAAGAUGUUCUAGCUGUCGAUGGUGUCGAUGUGUCGCGCACUCUUUCGAACAACUGUGUUGAAGUAUUCCGCGUGUUCGGUAUUGAGGCUGCUCGUGGUUCCUUGCUGAAGGAAAUUCGCAAUGUCAUCGAGUUUGAUGGAUCGUAUGUCAACUAUCGACACCUUGCGUUGCUAGUCGAUAUUAUGACAAGCCAAGGUACAUUAAUGGCAAUUACGCGCCAUGGUAUUAAUCGGACGAACCAAGGAGCACUUAUGCGUUGCACAUUCGAAGAAACUGUUGAGAUUUUGAUGGAAGCUGCUUCGAUGGGAGACAUGGAUGAUUGUAAAGGUGUGGGACAAAAUGUACUUCUGGGACAGAUGGCACCCAUGGGCACUGGUUCAUUUGACUUGAAUCUGGAUGUGGAUAUGCUUAAGGACGUGAUCGUGAACAGAGAUCAAUCCUACGCAAACCUUUGGGUAUCGAAAUUGGGCAUGGAUAGCGACGACUUGGGCGCGCGCACGCCAGGAGGCAUGACACCGUACGACUCAGGUUCACCAAACAUUGAUGACGACUUCCGCGUUCAACAACAAGCAAGUUUCUCACCACUGGUGCAGGUUGGCGGUGACGAGGGUGGUUAUGGUGAAUAUCUUAGUGCAGGACAGAGCCCAAUGCGCACUCCUCUUGGUGCCCAAAGCCCUGGUUAUGGCUUUGCUCCAACGUCUCCUGGAUACGUUCCAACCAGUCCUGCUUACAAUGCAACAAGCCCUGCUCUGGGUGCGAUGAGUCCAUGGGUUGGUGCCGCUGGAGCGACGUCUCCUGCCUAUAGUCCGACAUCGCCAAGGAUUUUCGCAGGAGCAACUUCGCCUUCAUACAGUCCUACGAGCCCGAGCUACUCGCCUUCGAGUCCCGUAAUUGAUGCCUCCAAUGCUCGAAGCACUUACACGUCUCGGAUGUCACCAGCAAGCCCAAAUUAUUCACCUACAAGUCCAGUAUACUCGCCUACGUCUCCAGCGUAUUCACCCACUUCUCCUCAAUAUUCACCAACGUCGCCGGCUGGACCAAGAGGUCGUCGUCUUGGAGCGAGUGGACCGAAGUAUUCUCCCACCUCCCCACAGUAUUCGCCGACGUCGCCACAAUACUCGCCAACGUCACCGCAAUACUCGCCCACGUCACCACAGUAUUCGCCGACGUCGCCACAGUACUCGCCAACGUCACCGCAAUACUCUCCCACUUCUCCGCAAUACUCGCCUACAUCGCCACAGUACUCGCCGACGUCUCCGCAAUACUCACCGACAUCGCCGCAGUACUCUCCUACAUCGCCGCAAUACUCUCCUACUUCCCCUCAAUAUUCUCCGACAUCACCUCAAUACUCCCCGACGUCUCCUCAGUAUUCUCCCAGCGGAAAUGUUGGCGCUUCUGCUGCUUCCGGUGCUGCAUCUCCUCGUCGUAGUCGAAUGACCAGCAGGCCCACUUGGCAACGCUGA
Molecule: messenger RNA, 4824 nt
Organism: Malassezia globosa CBS 7966
Lineage: Eukaryota; Fungi; Basidiomycota; Malasseziomycetes; Malasseziales; Malasseziaceae
Product: DNA-directed RNA polymerase II subunit RPB1
Exons: 1
Coding region: 1-4824 (1607 amino acids)
Biological process (GO): transcription by RNA polymerase II
Cellular component (GO): RNA polymerase II, core complex
Molecular function (GO): DNA binding
Source: RefSeq, a predicted model, not a curated record